AUGGCUGCGUCCCACACUGUUUGCAUCAUGUUGGUAUUUAUAGCUAGUUUUGCUUUGUUAGUCCAAACAGGACUUUCUGAUGAUGUUACUGAUCCACCAAUUGGAUCUCCUAUUGAAUUUGAUUAUACAGAAAAGCCAUUAACUUCAUAUCAGAAGUAUUUGACUAAUUGUGCUAACCAGCUAUAUCCAAUUUGUGGUGAGGAGAUAUUUUCUACUGUAUUUUUUGGUAAUACAACUUAUAGCAAUAUAUGUUGUUUAAAUCUUGUGAAAGAUUUGGGAAAAAGUUGCCAUGAUGACCUUGUUAAAUAUAUUCUGUUAUCUCCAAAAUUCAAGAAAAACAUAAUUUCAAUUUGGGAAAGGAGUGAGCAAGUUUGGAAUGAUUGUGCAUCUAGGGCACAAGAUAAUAUUCCAGUAGAAGUAGAAGCUGAACCUCCAUAUAAUGUUUAA
Molecule: messenger RNA, 447 nt
Organism: Medicago truncatula (barrel medic)
Lineage: Eukaryota; Viridiplantae; Streptophyta; Magnoliopsida; Fabales; Fabaceae
Product: protein DOWN-REGULATED IN DIF1 11
Exons: 1
Coding region: 1-447 (148 amino acids)
Source: RefSeq, a predicted model, not a curated record